Molecule: messenger RNA, 486 nt
Organism: Cyphellophora europaea CBS 101466
Lineage: Eukaryota; Fungi; Ascomycota; Eurotiomycetes; Chaetothyriales; Cyphellophoraceae
Exons: 1
Coding region: 1-486 (161 amino acids)
Source: RefSeq, a predicted model, not a curated record
AUGGAUCACGACGAAGAUUCCUCCGGAUCGACGCACAAGCUCAUCCACGCUCACGCCGCUCUCUGCGCUUCUGCCGUCCUUGCAUUCUGGCCCAUCGGCGUCAUGCUGCUCCGCUACUGGAAAGAACCGUCCAUGGCUGUGCGCAUCCAUCAGUGGGUCCAGGUCGCCGGCUUCACCGUAUACGUCGCCGGUUUUGUUCUCGGGGUUAUUCUGUGGACUCGGCUGAAGACCGAUCUUGGCUCGUCGCCGACGCUGCACGGUGUUCUGGGCGUGGUUAUUACGGGACUGGCUUGUGUCCAGUUGCUGUUGGGGUGGUGGCACCACAAGCUGUGGCAGCGUGAGAGUGCGAAACGCGGUAACGCGCGAUGGGUGAAAGCGCCGGAGAGGACGUGGGUGGCGUGGAUGCACAUGAGCUUUGGUUGGUUCGUGAUUUUGAUCGGUAUAGCGAAUGGUGGGAUUGGUGAGCAGGGCUCUUUCCUCUGUUGA